AUGACAAGGCAGCUGGAUGUUGAGAACAUUAGGUCACAUGAUGUGAUAAUUGAGGAGGAAUCAAAUGUUCUUUUUAAUGUAGAAGUGGAGGUACAAUGUGUGAAUCAGGAAGUAAAUGGUAUUGAACGGGUGAAAAGUAGAGAGGGAAUAGGAAUGGAGUUGGACCAGGAAGUUGAGGUGCCAGUUGUGAAGUUGAAGAAGAAGAAAAGAGGUGCUAAUAAGCAUAUCUGUGAGACGCAUCCUGAUAUGUUGGCUAUUUUGGAACCGUUUAUUGAGGAGUGCCAUAUACAAAAAUGGGCAAGGAAGUUGAAGUUUGCAAGUUUUAUGUCUAAUCAACAACAGGAAGGAAACAUAUGGGUGUUCUGGCAGAAGAAUGUAUCUAUGCAAUUGGUUUCUAGUACAAAGCAACAUAUUUCUGGUAUAUAUAAGAAAUGUGAGAAGGAGAUGCUAUUAUCGUUUAUAUAUGCGAGUUGUUUUCAAGCUGGGAGGGUUCAUCUUUGGCGAGAAUUGGAGUUGAUUCAAAGACAAGAUAUUCCUUGGGUGGUUGGAGGGGAUUUUAAUGUCAUCCGAGAUGAUCAUGAAAAAAUUGGAGGACUCUUAAAAUCACAGGGUGUUAAAGAUGAUUUCAAUCACUGUAUAAUAAAUUGUGGCUUCAUGGAACCGCAAGAAGAAGGUUCAAAAUAUUCGUGGUGUAAUGGGCAAGAAGGGCGUGGCCAUAUAUGGGAAAAGUUAGAUCUAAUCCUGUUCCGAGAGGUAGUGGUCAAGAGCUGGGAGGUGCCGACAAAUUUUGAUGGUCUUCAGAAUCUGGCCGUUAAGUUGAAACGUCUAAAGCAAUCAUUAAAGGUGUGGAAUUGCAUGUCCUUUGGGAAUAUUUUUGCUAAUAUUUCACGAUGGGAAGACCGAAAAAUUCAACUGGAAGGAAAGAUUCUUGAGAUGGGAAAAGCAGAGGAUGAGAUUCUUUUACAGGAAGCUCGGAAGGGGUUGCAUGAGUGGCUUCCUAAAGAAGAAAUUUUCAUGGCUCAAAAGGCUAAAGCGAAAUGGAUAAAAUAA
Molecule: messenger RNA, 1050 nt
Organism: Juglans regia (Persian walnut)
Lineage: Eukaryota; Viridiplantae; Streptophyta; Magnoliopsida; Fagales; Juglandaceae
Exons: 3
Coding region: 1-1050 (349 amino acids)
Source: RefSeq, a predicted model, not a curated record